Magallana angulata is the source of this 511-nucleotide messenger RNA. RefSeq lists its product as uncharacterized. The record is from RefSeq and is a predicted model, not a curated record. Lineage: Eukaryota; Metazoa; Mollusca; Bivalvia; Ostreida; Ostreidae. The coding region runs from base 80 to 481 and encodes 133 amino acids. The transcript has 4 exons.
UAAUCCGCGAUAAUAAAUUCACGUUCGCAGUUGCGAUCUUCAGAAAUUUUGUCUUGUUACGAAUUACCAGAUUACGAAUAUGACCACGUUUGGACCGUCCGUUUGGAUUAUUAUAUUGACGACUCUUUCAUUUAGCACCGCUGAGAGGCGGUUUAUAUUUGACACCUUUGUAAAGAUACAAACCCAGUUUGAAUCCUGGCAAUCUUGGAGCCCUUGCUCGGGAUCCUGUGGGGAGACAGGAACUAGAUUUAGAACUCGUGGUUGUCAUCACGUGAUGGUAGGAUUUCUUAAGUUUUCCCACGAAUGUCCGAUAGAAGGCGAGGAGACGCAGACUUGUGUAGGCGAUUGUUCAACUUUGUCUACCGUAAUAAAAACAACACUGUCUCAAGCUUCAACGACUUCUUUGCAGAAACACUCAACAGUUAAACCUGUUUCAUACACUCGAAUAUGGCAAACUCUGGUAACACUUAAAGGAAAAUAAAGUUGUUGCAUAUUUAUGUAACACCCUGUU